This is a messenger RNA of Durusdinium trenchii, 2028 nucleotides long. NCBI's taxonomy places the organism in Eukaryota, Dinophyceae, Suessiales, Symbiodiniaceae. The record is from the annotation of a GenBank genome assembly.
AGCCCUCGUGGUAGGCUGUGGGCCCGUUUCAUCGCCAUGGGCCAAGCCAGCAGCAUCAAGGAAACAUUUCACGGGUGGAUUUGCGGCAGUGGUAUUGAAGAGUCGGUUUCAACGCGUCGGCUGGUCUCCGCGGCUCCCAGCCGAUCACGGCCCAUGGAGCGAGCGAGUCUCAGGGCGACCUUCCGGCUGAGAUGCGCGGAGCGCAUCUCGCCCAGCGAGGUCAGCAAGGACUGUCCAGUGAAACUUGUAGUUUUCGACUUUGACGAGACUCUAACACUGGCUACCUUCAUGACCGGCAACUGCGAGUAUGCAGAUGAUGAGGAGAAAGAUAUUGCUAGAGUCAUCAACUUCGAGUCACCAUGGGUGGAAGGGUCCCGAAUUGCCAAGCUUCAGCACAUGCUCGCAUCAAUCAAAGAAGGUGCUGAUGGUAGGCACAGGACUUUGACAGUACUGACCAACAAUGGGAAGGGCGUCCAAGCAGUGAUCAAUAUGCUCAAGAUCGCUGGCCUUGACACCUACUUCAGUGCUGUCUGGACCAUGCCAUGGAGACAGUACAUGCCAAAUGGUGCAUACAAGGACCAGAGUGGUCAAUGGAAAUUGUUCGACCCUCCCUCCGACAAAGUCCGAAAUCACAAAGCAGACGUUUUGUCGCACGUGACGAAGAACCCCGAGGCGUGGUUUCCCCAGAUAGGCAGCGAGGCGGCUUUCAAGGACCUUGCAAGCUUGUCAAUGGGGAACAUCGUGCUUGUGGAUGACCAGAGGGCCAACUUUCAGAGCCAAUACGGGGCUUCAGUGCUUCGCUACUGCAAAGUGGCUCGAUACGAUGCAGACUUGUAUUAUGACAUGCGAAUGGUGAAGAACAUGGGGGGCAUCGGUGCCCACCAUGAUGCGGACUACGACACCUUAAAGCGCUUUGUGGAAGAUCCAUGGAUGUGCAAGGAGACGAUGCAGGUGAGGUGUCAAGAGCGGGACUUUGCGGAUUUUCAGCGACAUCCGCCGGUGAAGUUAGUUGUCUUCGACUUUGAUGAGACCUUGACCUUAGCGACAUUCAUGCCCCGAAGCAAGGCCAUCACCACCAAGGUGGGUUGGAACCCAACAGAGGCCGAGUUCAAGGACUGGAGCCAGGAAGACCUCGUGAAGUACAACUUCGAGAGCCCGUGGGUGGAUGGAAGCCGUGUCCAGAAGCUCCGGGCACUCUUCGAGGAAAUCGCCAAAGAGAACACGUUGGCGAUCCUCACCCAGAACAGGAGUGGAGUGGUGGCUGUGCUGAAUCUGCUGGCCUUGGCCAACCUGUUGGAACACUUCAGCACAAUUUGGUGCAUGUCUGCUCCACAAGGUGACUGCGAUGGUGCCUUUUGGGAGAAUGGCAGGUGGCAUUUAUUUAGAACUCCUUGCAACGAGGUUCAUCAACACAAAGCAGAUGUCUUGACCCACGUUGCAGGGCAUCCACAGCGUUGGUUUCCUCAGCUCACGAGCGACAGCACCCUAGCAGCGAAGCUCAAGGAUCUGAGGCUCGAGCAUGUGGUUCUCGUGGACGACGAGCGAGCCAACUUCCGGAACGACAGUAGCAUCAGUGCAGCAAAGGUCCUCAGGUAUUGCAAGGUCUCACGCUACGACGAGACUUAUCGUGAUUGUGGGCUUUUGGAUCAGAUGGGCGGCCUCGGGGCGCGCAGCGACCAUGACUACGAGGAGCUCAAGAGCUUCGUCAAGCAACCCUGGGAGUACCCCUACCCAAACCGCGAUGAAGAAGAAAGGAACAUGGGGAAGAAGAAGUCCCCAAGCAACGUGAGCUUCUCUCAUGAUGGACAGGCAGAAAGUGGCCAUGCCAGGAUCGAACUGCACAGGAUUGAGGAUUCAGCUGAGCCAGAGAAGGCCCCGCGCCAGAGAAUUGGCUUUUAGCACCGAGAAACGUCCGCGGGGUUUUUCCGGUCAGAUGCCUCGGUCGGGCGAUCGCUGGGUGUUUGGACUCCCAGCGUCACACUCAACUGAGGCGUUCGACCUCAAAGGCUUGACUUUUGGAGUUUUCAC